AUGGUGACCGGGGCUGCACACACUUCAGACAGAAUGAAUGUUAUGGCCAUCAAUGACCUCUUCAUUAGCAUCAACUACAUGGUUUAUAUGUUUCAAAAUUAUUCCACCCACAGCAAGUUCAAAGGCAUUGUCAAGACUGAGAAUGGAAAGCUAGUAAUCAAAGGAAAAGCCGUUCCUAUCUUCCAGGAGCAUGAUUCCAUCUAUAGGAAAUUGCAAGAUCCUGGAGCCAAAAGUGCAAUAAAAUCCACUGCUGUCUGUACCACCAUGGAAAAAGCUAAGACUCAUUCGAAAGGUGAAACUAAGUGUGUCAUAAUCGCUGCCACUUCUGCUGACGUACCUAUGUUUGUGAUGAGAAGAAACCGUGAGAAAUUUGACAAUUUCCUGCUUCCGGCACUACUGACUACUUGGCUCCCCUGGCCCAAUGUUAUUCAUAACAACCUGGGCUUUAUGGGGAGACUCAUGAACACAGUUACUGAUACUCAGAAGAGAGCACUUAAUCCUUCUGGCAUGUUGUGGUGUGAUGUGCGUAGCACUGCUGAAAAUAACAUCCCUCCUUCUACUGGUGCUGCUAAAACUGUGGGCAAGAUCAUACCUGAACUGAAUGGGAAGUUCAUAGGCAUGGCUUUCUGUGUUCCUACUCCCAAAGUAUCUGUUAUGAGUCUGACCUGCCACCUGGAGAAACCUGCCCAAUAUGAUGAUUUCCAAAAAGUGUUGAAGCAACCAUCAGAUGGGCCUUUGAAGAACAUUCUGGGCUACACAGAAGGCCAAGUUAUAUUCUAUAACUUUAGCAGUGACACCCAAUCUUCUAUCUGUAAUGAAUGA
Molecule: messenger RNA, 822 nt
Organism: Trichosurus vulpecula (common brushtail)
Lineage: Eukaryota; Metazoa; Chordata; Mammalia; Diprotodontia; Phalangeridae
Product: glyceraldehyde-3-phosphate dehydrogenase-like
Exons: 1
Coding region: 1-822 (273 amino acids)
Molecular function (GO): oxidoreductase activity, acting on the aldehyde or oxo group of donors, NAD or NADP as acceptor; NAD binding
Source: RefSeq, a predicted model, not a curated record